CUUUCUCUCAACUUCCACCCUGAAGCUUUCUCUCAAAUUGCAACAAUUUAUUGUCAUUAUUUUCUCUGGCAUUUUCCCGAGAAGGGGUGGUUUGGAGGGGUUCGAUGACCCUCUCGAGGUCGCUAUUCAUACUGGCAUCCAAUAUCUGAAUGUUCCAUAAAGUGGAAAAUAAGGACUAAAGGGUGGAGGGGACGGUUAGAGGGGAUGAAGGUUGAUUCGAGGCACGCCUGAAGGAACUUACCGUGUGACCAACAUAGCCAAACAAACCAGGAAGCUGGUUCGUCGUCGUGCAAGACGUUGCUGGCCACUCUCUCGACGCCACCGUCGACCUCCCACCACUUCCCACUUUCCCCCCCCCCUAGCGUUAUCCUCAGCAACGCAACGCUGACUGCAUGAAUCCUUCUGACAUCGCUUCGGAAACACCGUUACCUCAUACCCAAGCUUCACCUCUUACCAUCAAAUUGAAACUUUCAAGCCAUCAUUCACGAAUGGCCGCCGGUCACAACAACAACCCUCCCCUUCGUCGUUCUUCGCGUUAUCGCAGCACCUCCGACAUCCUCGCCUCGGGUUCCGAAUAUCACGAGAGCGACAAAUCAAUGCAAGACGGAGAACCCGAACCCGAACUCAACCACGACGAGGACGACGACCCCUUAGCCCAAGACCAAAAACCCACUUUCACAAGUACCAGAAGUGGCAGAAGAGUAGCACAGAAAUCUUACGUCGAGAGCAGCGAAGCAGAUGACGAAGUCGGCCCAAGCGAAGCCGGUGCUCUAUUCGAUGACGGUGUCAAAUUCAAAACACGCACGCGUUCUCUACGUCGCCACUCUGCAGAUGACCACGACAACGACGACGGUGACGACGAAGACGAGGGUGGUGGUCUCCCUCCCCGUCGACACCUUCGGUCACGGAAAAACAGCUUCAUCGCCAGCGAGGAAGACGACGACGCUGGCGGGGGCGGUGGAUACAACACCCGUCUAAGAAAAAGACCUUCCACACGUUCCAACGGCACCGGCAAAUCAUCCACAUCCACCCGGAAACCUAUAGACGAAAAAGCAUCCCAAGCCGCUGCCCGUGCUCUACGCGCUCAACGUAGACACAAAACAGAAGAAGCUGAUAUCUACGAACCACAACCACAGGGAUCUCCAGGAUCAGUCGAUGCUGAUGGCUCAUUUGACGAGGAUGCUCAGGGGGAUACGGAUGUGGAUGAUUUAGAGAUUGCUAUGAACGACCAACGACCGGAGGAAGAGGAGGAAGUCGAACCAGAGAAUGAUGGGAAACCGUAUUCGCUGAGGCAGCGUCAAAAGGUCAACUAUGCUAUUCCGCCCCCUUUGGAAGAGAUGACACGGCCUAUGGCGAAAAGUAAAUUUGGAGGAGGUGGUGGACGGAGAGGUGGGCCUGCUGCGAGGAGGGCGAAGGGUCCAGGAUGGAGUGCUACUGGUGCAGAACUAGGGAGAUGGAUGGGUUUGCCUGGGGCGGGAGAUGAUUCUGACUCGGAUAUUCCCAAUAGAACUCCUCGUAAGCCCUAUGGAGGGUUGGGUGCAUUUGGAGGUGGGGUUGCAGGUGGAGGAGGAGGCUUGUUAGCUGGUGAUCUUGCUGCUGCUGGAACGCCCUCGAAUCUCGGCCGAGUUGGUGAUUCGACACUUGCGGAUGCGGAUCCUCUUGGAGUCAACGUCAACGUUACUUUCGAUGAAGUCGGCGGCCUUGAUGAUCAUAUCAACUCAUUGAAGGAAAUGACGGUUCUACCACUUUUGUAUCCGGAAGUUUUCCAACAGUUCAAGGUGACACCACCAAGAGGUGUUUUGUUCCAUGGACCUCCAGGUACCGGAAAGACCCUACUCGCUCGAGCUCUUGCUGCCAGCUGUCGGUCCAAUGGGAAACAAAUUUCCUUUUUCAUGCGUAAAGGUGCCGAUGCACUUUCAAAGUGGGUAGGAGAAGCGGAACGACAAUUGCGUUUGUUAUUUGAGGAAGCACGGAAUUCUCAACCGUCUAUUAUCUUUUUUGACGAAAUCGAUGGAUUGGCACCUGUACGAUCUUCGAAACAGGAUCAGAUCCAUGCUUCUAUUGUUUCUACGUUACUUGCGUUGAUGGAUGGAAUGGAUGGGAGAGGACAGGUUGUUGUUAUUGGAGCUACGAAUCGACCGGAUGCGAUUGAUCCUGCGUUGAGGAGGCCCGGGAGGUUUGAUAGGGAGUUUUAUUUCCCGUUGCCUGGUGUGGAGGCUAGAGAGAAGAUUUUGGGGAUUAUGACGAGGGGGUGGAAAGGGUGGAGCGAUGAGGAUGAUGAGAGUAAAGAGAGGGUGAGGGGGUUGGCGAAGUUGACGAAGGGGUAUGGGGGUGCUGAUUUGAGAGCGUUGUGUACAGAGGCUGCGUUGAAUGCUGUACAGAGGAAGUAUCCGCAGAUUUACAAGUCGAAUGAUCGGUUGUUGCUCAAGCCUGAUUCUGUCAGAAUUGGGUUACGGGAUUUCAUGAUUUCGAUUAAGAAACUUGUGCCGUCUUCUGCAAGAUCGUCAUCUUCAGCGGCAUCACCUCUCCCGCCACAGCUUGUCCCUCUGUUGUCGGAAACUUUGGAAGAAGUGAAAAAGGUCAUAAGUCGUGUUUUGCCAACUGAGAAGAAGAUGACGGCAUUGGAGGAGGCGGAGUAUGAGGAUUACCAGGGUGAGGAGGGGGCGUUGGAAAGAGAGAUGACAUUGCAAUCUAUGGAAAAGCUGAGGAUAUAUCGGCCUCGAGUUAUUAUUCAUGGUUCGUUAGGUAUGGGGCAAGCUUAUGUAGGAGCUGCAGUGUUACAUCAUUUAGAGGGAUACCAUGUACAAAGCCUAGAGUUGGGUACUCUCAUGGGUGAUUCAACAAGGACCGUCGAAGCUGGGAUUGUUCAGCUUUUCGUUGAAGCGAAGCGUCACCAGCCUUCUGUGAUUUACAUCCCCUCGUUGGUAGGGUGGUGCGCCGCAGUGAACGAGACUGCUCGGUCCACGGUCCGCGCGAUGCUCGACACGCUUGCUCCCACGGAUCCCAUACUUCUUCUUGCCAUCGUUGACGGACGGUUCCUCGAUCUCCCAAAGGAUGUUCGUUCGUGGUUCGGAUUAACAAAAGACAACCGGGUUGAGAUUCCUGUUCCUAGUGAACACCAACGCGUGGAGUUUUUCAAGCCAUUGAUCGAAGAAGUGCGACGGCCACCUAAUCAAUUUGCUGAUGGUAUGCCGAGGAAGAAAAGAGUGUUGGAGAAGUUACCGAUUGCUCCUCCCCUUGAACCGAGGAAACCGACUGAUGCUGAGUUGGCGGCACAAGAAGAGAGUGAUGGACGUGUUAUUGCGUUGCUUAAAUAUCGGUUGGGGCCUAUUUUGAAUGAAUUGAAAAGGAAGUUUAGGCGGUUCACGAAACGGGCGAGGGAGGAGUACUCGUACGCGAAAUUCCAGGGUGAUGAUGAUGAUGAUGAUCAGCCAGAAGUCACCAUUGUUGAGUCUAACACGGUCGUGAACGGGGUGAUAGAUAUCACUUCUGAUCCACCGCAACAAGAUCAGCCGUUGAUGAACGGUGGUGGUGGUGGCGGCGGUGGAAUAGAUAUCCUCCCGGCUUCUAACGAAGUGCAAGUACAAGUUACAUCCACCAGACGACCUCCGAAACUUCAUGACAUGGAUUUAGAACGCAUGCAUUCUGAACUCUAUCGAGGACGGUAUCUCACUCCCCAGGAAUUCAUAGAUGAUAUCAGGAAAAUCGUUCGGAAUACAGCGCUUUGUGCUGAAGAAGAUUUGGAACGCCAUUAUAGGGCCGAGGCGAUGUUUAAUGCUGCUGAAGUGAGCAUACUUGAAUUUGAUGCGACUUUCCGGCUCGAGUGCGAGAGAAUGGCUGUUCGUGAGCGGAAGCGGAGGGAGGAGUAUAAGAAGAGUAAAGUGAGAGCAAAGGAGAAGGAAAAGGAAAAGGCGGGUGGGAAUGGGAAUGGGAGUGAUAAUGGGAACGGGAACGGGUUUAUGGGAACACGUAAGAGUGCGCGACAUAAUGGUUUGCAACCAGAGCUUGGGAUAACGGAUCCUGUCAAACUUGAGCGACGACUGAAGCGUCAGAGGGAAGAAGGGGGAGGAGGUACGGAUUCGCAUGGGUCUGAGGAUGAAAAGGACGAAAAUAGGGAUCCGAAGAGGUCGAAGAUGUUUGUAUAUGAUGAAAAUCGUGACCCUUUGGAGAUUGCUACUCCUCCGCGGCAACAUUCAAGUGUUCGUUUUGCUCCGCUGACGAUUGAACCGAUGCAGUCGCUUGUUCCUCAACCGGCACCUUCGAUACAUAUAGCAGCGAAAGCGGGACCGUCGGUGCAGCCGCAGCAACCCCAUCCUCUGCAUCCAAUGCAUUCUAUGUAUCCUCAAGAUAUGUCGCACCCAACACAGCCGUUCCAGCCGAUGCAGGCUCACUAUCCGCUACAGUCGCACCAACCUUUACCACCCAUGCAACCCCAUCAACCAACGCAGCUCUUCAAUCAACCAUCUCAGGACUUUUAUCCCGUUUCAGUCAAUCAACCUCAUUUCGGCCAUCCGUCACGAUCGACACAUUCUCCUUAUCCGAUACAGCACGAACUUUCUGGAUCACAACAACAUUCAAACGUGUGGCAGCAGAAUAACGAGCAAUCGAGUCGGUUUCCGUCCAACUUUAUUCCGGGUCCGGGUGAUCAACGUGAACGUGAACGGGAUGGGAUGUUGGUUGACCCAGUGCACGGGCAAUUCGGAACAGCAGCCCAACAACAACCACGGAGUUCUGGUUUCGAUCCAUCGCUCCUCAACCCGUUGUCAGAGGAGAUGCCUAUCCAUUCUACACCCGUACCGCCACCUGUGAUAGACGAUGAUCCUUUCUUGUCGAUGCCUCUACCUCAGCAGUCUAUCAGAAUAAAAUCCACAUCGCCUCAUCCCCAUCCUUCCAAGCCUUCUUCCAAGUCACCCGAACCUCCCCGAGAUCGAGACCGAGAACCAUCCCCGAUGCCUGGGGUAGAAAGGACACCUACGCCGUUACCGGAGUUUCACGUUGAUGAGAAUCUGUUGGCGCAAUUAGAGAGUAGUCUGCGAUUGCAUACGUCGACAUUGACGAUUGAGCAGUUGGAGCAGCUACGGGCGACGUGUUUGAGUUGUGUGUGGAGGAAUAGAAGGGAGUGGGAUCGGGGUGGGGUUGUUAGGGAGUUGCAGGAUGUUGUGAGUGAUUUUGUUGUGGAAGUUGGUGGGGGUGGGGAUUCUUCUGGUGAGGAUGGUGAGAUGAGUUGA
Molecule: messenger RNA, 5228 nt
Organism: Marasmius oreades (fairy-ring Marasmius)
Lineage: Eukaryota; Fungi; Basidiomycota; Agaricomycetes; Agaricales; Marasmiaceae
Exons: 11
Coding region: 393-5228 (1611 amino acids)
Biological process (GO): positive regulation of transcription by RNA polymerase II
Cellular component (GO): nucleus
Molecular function (GO): ATP hydrolysis activity; chromatin binding; ATP binding
Source: RefSeq, a predicted model, not a curated record